UUGCUAAGCCUAAUUAUAAGCAAAACAGAGAAAGAAAGGCAGAGAGAGAGCUAAGCACUAGUUAAAUAUAGCCACCUUUUAAAGAAUAGAUAUAAAGAGAGAGAGAGACAGAGAAAAAAAAAAAAUGGCACCAACAAUGGGAGCUUUUCUAGUUGUUGAAGCGAAGAAGAGCAGAGAAGAAGAGGAGAUUAGGCUUAGGAAGAGGAACAUGGAGUUGGAGAGAGAGCUUAGGAAGAGUCAGGAGAGAGAGGAGGAGAUGAGGAAGGAGCUACAGAGAGCAUGGGAGAGACUCAGAAUUGCUGAGGAGGCUGAGGAGAGGCUGUGCUCGCAGCUUGGUGAGCUCGAGGCUGAGUCUGUACACCAGGCUCGUGAGUACAACGCUCGGGUUCUUUCUCUCAUGGACCAAAUCUCAAGGACCCACCUCCCUCAAUCCUCCACCUCUUCCUCUCCUGCCUUGUUUCAAUACUGAAACCGAGGUUGAGAUGUUAAGAGUCUUGUAAUUUAAUUGGUUUAUAUCUAGAAACAUCAAGAUUCAAAUCACCCUUUUUCGAUUGUAAUUAUCGAUUUAUCCAGGGUGAAAAAUAUCAUUAACCCCUCAUGCAUCCUCUCUUCUUUUGUGUGUGUGUGUUUGCGUGUGAAUUGAGAGAGAUUUGUGUGGUGGUAAUUAGUGGUGUAAAGUUGUGAUUUUAGGAAUGUAAUGUAAGAAAUUUUUGUUCAUGAUUUUGUUAA
Quercus lobata is the source of this 729-nucleotide messenger RNA. RefSeq names its product protein RESPONSE TO LOW SULFUR 3-like. Gene Ontology annotation, biological process: cellular oxidant detoxification. The record is from RefSeq and is a predicted model, not a curated record. Bases 125 to 469 code for a protein of 114 amino acids. NCBI's taxonomy places the organism in Eukaryota, Viridiplantae, Streptophyta, Magnoliopsida, Fagales, Fagaceae. The transcript has a single exon.